AGUAUACAUUUUUCACUGGAUUUUAAAGAAACGUAUAAACUUAUCUGAGCAACUGAUAUUGAAGCAUAAUUUUAAAUUAAAAAUUAUAUGCCUUUAUUGUAAUUAUGUUUAAAUAUAAAGGAUGAGUAUAUUGUCUUAUUAUUCUACAAACUUAUGAGGUCUUUAUGUAAAGAUGUACAUAUGAAUCUCUAUCGAUAAAGGAAAGGCUUUCAUGAAACAAUAUAGUUCUAAUUAAUUAUACUAAGAUGGAAUGGUCAGACAAACUAAAUGAAUUUUACAAAAAGAUUCAAAUGUAUCUAAUGAAAAUGAGUCAAGAAUGUGGAGAAUUGAAAUUACUUACUUUGUGCAUUACAACUGAGAAUAAUAAUCAUAUUGAACACAUAUGUAAAUCAAUGAACAAUAUAUUUAAAAUCUAUAAUAUACCUAUAGAGGAAAAGACUUCAAUAAAUAAUGAAAGAUGUAUACAGUCAUAUAAAUACUUAUUAUUAAAUACUAAUUUUGAGAAUCAAGAACGUUUGGCAGAAGAUCUUGUCAGUGGUCACUUGGUUGAUAUGUGUCCACCUUUAUCUCCAUAUUUGCUUAUACAAAUAUUAUGGAGUCUUGAGUAUGAGGAGGUUUUAAUUGAAUCUCUUUUAUAUAUGCCACUUGAUCUGUGUACAGAGGUAGUGAAAACAGUUACAAAAUGUAUAGACAGAUUACCCUUUCAAAGAUUAGUUAAAGCUAUAUAUCAAUUGAUACUAAUCAUAUACACUAAAUUCUCUCAAUUAAAGGAAUGUAGUGUACAGUCCAAGAAUGUCGAGGAAAGCGUGCAAAAUUUAUUAAUGAGUUUUGAAGAAUUCUUACUAUUGUUAACAAAUCCAAAGUUACCUUAUUUAAUGGAAGCAUCAGGCUUAAAGAAAUGUGAACAACAUGGUAUCAUGUUAAAGAAGUUAAUUUGUACAAUAAGAAAAUGUUUGGAAAGCAAAAAUAAAAAAAUAUUGAUUUCUAGUGAACUUGAAAAAUUGUAUAACAUUACGUUUGGAAGAGAGGCACUUGUAAAGUGUGAAAGUACAUUGAUAGAAAAUACUAUAUUGACAUUAAAUCAACAAUUGGUAAACUUAUUGCUGACUAAAAUCAAAGAAGUUGAUUGUAAUAUUUACUUAAGCUGGGCAGAGUUGGAUGAUCAAGAGAACAAUAUGAUCUCUUUACAACGUUCCAUUGGAAUUGAAUGUUAUUACUUUAUAGAUUUUGUAUCAAAUGAUAAGGAAAUAUCGGAGAACACGCAUUUGAUAGAAUGUUUACAGCAAUUAUCAUGUAAAUCAGAUCCUAAACAGUCGAGCUUUGCUUUAAGUCUAUCAGAACUCUGUUGUGCCAUACAUAGUGGUAAAAAGGAUCUCAUGAGAGAAUUACUAUGUAGGUACAAAGAAUGGGACCGCAUGGUGCUUGAUUUCAUUUAUGACAAUAGAUCAUUACUAGAAAAAAAAGACUGUUUAACACUGUUAGAAUAUCUUACUUUUGUUCUUAUGCAAUCAACAGAGGAAGAUUUGAAAGAAUUCAGUUACACUUUAGUUAUAAAAAUAUUAUCGUGUCAAAGUGUAACAAAUAUUUACGAGGUUAUAACGAUGUAUUUAACGAAAUAUGAUGGUAAAAGUUAUUUAGAUUGUCCGCACACAGAUGAAGCAUUUCACGAGUUUAUUAUGCGAAACACAAAUUUACAAACUUCCACAAAUUUAAAAACGGUUUUACUGUUUCUUUUAAAAAAUCCUAAAAUGGUACUAAUAGUACUUUUGAAAAUUACUAUUGGUCAUUCUCAUUAUAGAAAUAUCAUGAUUUCUCCUAAUGAUUUACUUUUAUUAUCACCAUUUAUGCAAAUAAGAGAAGGCAAUAAUCAAAUAUUAUUAACAAGUGUGCUAAGAAUUAUUUGUAUAGAAAAUACAGAAUGGAAUGCUAAGAAAUUCAUGGACCUCGUGAAUAUCAUGUUAGACAAUUCUGUAAUUAAAGUACAUGACUUGAUAAAUAACGUUUAUAUACCAUAUUUAAGGCAAGAUACCUUUAAUGCAUCAAACAUAAGUUCUGUUCUUAAUAGUAUUCGCAAACUGCAGGUGAAAUGUACCAAAGAUACGAAUAUUAAAGAGUUGAUAAUAGUUCUUUCAAGAAGAAUGUCAUUCCUUCGAAAAAAUACAAGUAUCUCCAAAUAUGUAAGCAAUGAAAUAUUUAUUCAGAUAACAAGAAUAUUGCCAUAUUUUUUGGAAAACAAAAUUUUUCCUGUUAAAAUAAGAAAAGACAUUAUUGAUGAGAUUGAUUCUGUCAUUGAACCAAUAGACAAGUUACAUUUCAGUUCCAUUUGGUAUUUUAUACAAAAAGGCGUCAGUGUAAUUUAUAUAAUCGAAGAUUAUCAAAGACGUUGUUUUUUUGUAUUGAACAGAUUAAAAGAAGAUCCAAAAACUUCAGAAAAAUUGCGACAUUAUUUGUCUAAUUUAAGUUUAUUAAGAGAAGAUUUUCUGCGCCAUUUGAUCAUUCGUUCGACCGAAGAAGAAUAUCAGAGAAUAUGUUCUGAGCUUACUAUAAUUUAUUGGAUCGUUUUUGGAUGGAAUGACGAAAUGGAUGCAUUCGAUCAUAUUCUACGUGUGACGAUAGAGGCGUGUUGUUUAUCUCUAGAAUAUCCAUCUAUCGGUGGAUGCGAUUUAUUCACAUUUUUACUUAAAUCUCUCACGCGUUUCUGUAGAACUUUUAUAUCGCUUGAAGAAAUGGAAAAUUAUGAGCAAGUAUACCAAACAUUAAUUAAAAAUAUCAACCAACUCGAUGGAAGCAUAAGACAUAGUCCUUAUGCGGAUCUAUUCACUACCUGUAUUACGCAUUUAAAUGAUCAGACAGAAAAUGAUUCUGCAAAUUUUCUGCAAGAUGUUUUAAACACUUUAGAUCAUUUCAGUGAUCAGUGCUUUGAAUAUAAUAAGUACAAUAAAUAUAGUGAAGCAACAUAUAAAAUACCUCAUUCUCUGAAAGUUUCAAAUUGUUAUAUGACUUACGAAAUAAUUUCUGCUUGUCUGAAAGUACCUGCAACAGAAGCUUAUGAAUGUAUUAGGAGAAUGAACGAUCUAUUUGUCCCGAAAUAAAUAAAAGUGGGAAUGGAUUAUGAAUAUUGAUUCUUUGUUGAAUUUAAACUACUUAUAUUUUAAGUUUACAUUUAUGUAAUCUAUUUCAUUUUUUUACUAUUAAUAGAUCUAAGUUGGCCUUUAUCAAUACCAUCCUGAAACUUCACAAAAUGCUAAAGCAGAAAUUUAAUAUACUUCAUGAUAUGCCACAAUAGUUGCAUUAGGUAAAAUAUAUUGUAUUUAUAAUAUUAAUAUUAAUACACAGGCUGUGGCAAUAACUCUGAUCAUCUUGAAUAUUUCCGUUAUUUUUAGAGAUAUGGAAAAAUUUUGAUUACAAAAGUUGCAUAGUGUGAAGGGGGUCAUAAUAUACCAGUAAUAAUCUUUUUGUAGGUGAAGCAUUUUCAAAGAUUUCAAGGUCACGUCCGUUCUUUUAAAUUACUUUUUUAUGCUUGGUAAAAUAUAGGAUGUUUAGACGAUCUCAACAACCCUUAAUACAAGGUCGUUUAACAAUAAAUAAAAGACACAAAUCAAGACAGCAACAAAUAUUACGUCAUGAUGAAGUGGUGCAAAUUUUGAAAUCAUCGAAUUGCCGAAGCCUGUUCACUUAUCAUUUUCAAAUUGAUUGAGUCUUUGUUUCAUGCUUAAUAGCAUUGUUAACUUUUUUUGGUACACAGUAUUUUUUAAUAUUUCCCACAGAAAUCGAAUGAUGUUUUUAAUCAUUAAUAAAUAUCAGGAAGAUAAGCUGGCCACGAAACUGACCCAUCACGUCCUAUCCAUCGAUUGAGGAAGAUUCUAUCAAGUAGUUUUUACCGUGCAUAAUGCAUGAGACAGUAGCGUUAUUGGUUACAAAUGUAAAUAUGUCCAACGACUAAUACAGGGAGAAUAUUACAAGAUAUGAAACGAAGACUCAUUGCAGUAUGUGCUACAAUCAAUCCGGAAAUGAUAACAAGUACACGGGUUUUGACAAUUCGACGAUUUCAAAGCUGCAUCGAUUUAAAUGGACACCACUUCGAACAUUUAUUAUGACGUAAGGUUUGUUCCUUACUGUUUUAUUUCUUGUUGAAUGACAUUGAAUUAGGAGUCGUCGAAAUCAUUCUCUACUCUACCAGUCACACCAAAGUAUGGCACGGAAUUUUAAAAAACGGAGGUAAACUUCAGAUAUUUUUAAGUGAUCAGAGAUAUUGCCGCACCCUAUAUUUGUAAAUAUGUAUAUAAAUAUAUAUACUUACCACUAAUUCGUUACGCAAUUUGUUCUCUUCUUGUUUGAGCCUACAGAUUUUAGUUUUUGUGCGAUUUUUAUCGAAUUAUAAAGUAUUUAAAAAAUUAUUUCCAUAAUAAACGAUAAAACAACUAACGCAAACGGAUAUUAAAUAUUUUCACGAUCAAUAAAUUUCUAAUUCGAUUAUUCUAUUGCUGAAUCACUUAUGUAAAAGAAUUUAUUAAAAAUUUUACAAGUUUAAAAAUUAUAGGGAUUUUUUAUAUGUAUUUUCAAUCCUUGUAACGAAAAUUUUUUUACAUCUUAUUAAAAUUUCCAACUUUUUAUCUUUACGUCCUAAAGGAGUUUUUUAUAAUCAGUACUAAAGUAGUUGCUUGUUUUUAUUCUAUAUUAUAUUUGUGCGAUAUUUCCAAAAUGCCAGUACAAUGGUUAGUAAUAAAAAAAUGUGAAAAAAUUGCAUACAAAGAAAAAAUGUGCACCAGUAUUGAGACAGGCAAAAAUCAAGUGGGUAGCUUCCUCUGGAUAGUCUCAAUGCUUUCAUGGAAAAAAAUUUGGUCUGCAAUAUGAGACAAAAUUGCUGUAUCAGCCUAUCGUCUUUGAAAUUAAAUUACGAUUUCUAUCUUUAAUCCACAAAUAUUAGAUCCAUGCUACAUUAUUUAGACUAUAUCAAAAAAUUAAUAUUUAAAAUAAUUUCAAUAUAAAGAAUCGAUUUUUCAUUAAUUAGACAAUAGGGUAGUACAGUCAUGCCUUUCAUAAUAAAACCAUUAUUUUCUCCAAGUUAAGAACCAUACAUUUUUUCCAUGUCAUUGAGUUACAAGAUUUCUAUAGUGACUAGAUUCUUAUGUUGGUAAUAUAAAUGGAAUACAAUACAACGUUUGAUAAUUGAAAGUAGAUUUUUGACAAAUGAAAACGAAAUCAAGAAUGAGAAUAUUUUGUCACAAAAAAAGAUACUCGUUUAUUUCCACUCGCAUUUUUAAAAAGGGAAAUAUACGAGUGGUACGUACUCUUAUGUUCUACUUCUUUUUUUUCUCUCUCGCCACUGGUAAAAAAUAACACAUGUUUUCGUUUCGCCUAUUUCUCCUGCCUCUUUUAUCGACGCGAUUAACAAACAUCUCAGGUGGAGAAAGAAAAAAAAGAAUUCGAAAUACCAGCGAGCAAUUUUUGCGGAUGGUGUCGUUUACAAUCGAGUGGUCUCGAGUAUCUGUUUCUUGUCUACCCAAGUGAUAUUAUCGCUCGAACAGUAUAGUUAAUCCGAUCAAAGAACAACGAACCAAAGAAAGACGGGCUAAAACAACAAAGAACAUAACUAUAUCUCGCGAAGGUUGUUUGUCAAUGAAAUGCACAUUUUUUUACUGUAAGCCAUUCUCAUUGUUGUCUUUUCGAAUGUCAGAUCAGUAUUCCUUCAAAAUUUUUUUUCCUUCAUUAAUAUUAAUAUUAUUAUUAAUUAUUAUUAAUAUUAUUAUUAUAUAUAAUUCGACGCUAUAAUAUUUACAGAUUCUUCACAUUGUAAAAAAUAUAACGUAUUUCGUACUCAAUAUCAUACGCAGGUAGUACUGAAAGGCCGAUAUACAUCUAAAUCGUGGUGUUUCUCGAAUUAAUGUGACCCAGUUGCGUAACAAAUCUGCAUGUAUACAUAUAUAUUGUAUGUAUAUAUAUAUAUUUAUAUAUUUAUAUUUAUAUCAUUUAUUUAUUCAUUCAUUUAUUUAUAUCUAAUUAUAAAAUCGUAUGCGAAUCGUUUUUUUAUAGGUGGUGAAUUCUUGUGCUUUCUCUUUUCCUAAUCUUUUUCCUUCUUUCACUUUUGUUAUAAAAGAAAUAAAAAAAAAAGAAACGAUAGAUAAUACUAAAAAAUAUUUGCUGGCUGAGAAACAAGGGAACGAAACGUACCUGGUCCUUGACACUUGAUAUGCUCACUCAGGCGAAGCUCGAUUUUUUUUCUUUUUCUAUUUCUUUUUUUUUCUAGUAUUUUCUUAAUGCUCGAUAGCUUUCCAAGUAAGAGGACAGUUUUUUUUAUCAUUAUUAUUAGUAGUAGUACUUUAUCAUCUUUUUUUUGCAUUUUUAGUUUUUUUGGGUUUCUCUUCAUUUUUUCUCUCUCUCUCUCUCUCUCUCUCUCGUGUACAAAAGUUUUCAGUGCAUUCUUUAGAAAAAUAUUCUUAAAACGCGAUCCCACGCCGGAGAAACGUGUGCGUGUACGUUCAGAAGCGAUACAAAUAUAGAAACUUCUUUUUUCCUUUAUUCCGUUUUUUUUUUUUUUUCGUGCAUUUAGUGUGUAUAUAAUGUACUUAGAAAGCUAUCCCGCGGGCAGUCAAUGAGCGUCCUUUACUUUUCCCCCACCCCUGUGUCCAACCCCUCACUCUACCAGUUUUCUUUCCUUUUUUCGUUCUUUCUUUUUUUAUUAUUCUCUUUGCCAAUCUAUGGUUUUCGCGAAGCACAAAAAACCCAGGAGGGCGAAAAAACGUAACGAUAAUAGAGCGAGAGCGAUUACACGUUUCACAAAGAGGCCCUUUGAUUCGCCGUUGAAAGGCUUCUAUACGCGGUUAUUAUCGUCGCCUUUUAAUAGAAAAACUGCGGUUAUAAUCUACGGGAUCACAGCGAGACUAUGAAUUUUCCGAGUGAUAAAAUAGAGGAUACGAAUAAUUAUAUCUGUGUUGCCACCUCCUGUUCCCCCCUCCCACUCACUUUUCCCCCUUUUUUCUUCUUUGUCUGUGUUUAUAUUAUUUGAGUACAAUAACGAAAUAUAUUAAAUGGCCGAUUCGCUACGUCGGUAUACGCUUCACCAAUCUUAAACUGACGAAACGUAUUAGCACCCUUCAUUAGACGAAUACGCGAGGCUACUUCGGAUUCUCCCUCUAUAUACUCUACUGUAUAUUCGAGUACUUCGUUCCUCUAAUGCAUAUACAUAUACAUAUACAUAUGUGAUGUAUAAUGGUUUCUAAAGUAUCAAAUUAUAAAUAGUAAUAUUUUGGAAUGAGACUAAAAUGUAAAAAAUAACAAAUAAUCGUUUAAACUUAUAAUAUAUAAUUAUCUAACGUGAAACAUAUAAUUAAACUUAUUUUUUAAAAAUUAAAAAAA
Messenger RNA from Bombus huntii, 7356 nucleotides. RefSeq lists its product as uncharacterized. Lineage: Eukaryota; Metazoa; Arthropoda; Insecta; Hymenoptera; Apidae. The transcript is spliced from 2 exons. The record is from RefSeq and is a predicted model, not a curated record. The coding region runs from base 246 to 3092 and encodes 948 amino acids.